AUGUGUUGGAAAUACUGGAAAGGCCCACUGGAACCGAAAGAAUGUCGUUUUGAUCUAGAUGAGAAAAAUGUGCAUCCGAUAAACUUUACGGAUCCAGACACGGGAGAGAUCACCUUGAAGUGUUUAGAUGGUCUCGUUAACCACUUUAAUGUGACCAUACUCGAAGCUGUGAGAUGCAACAUGGACAUAAAGUUUAUUGGAUCUGGUCCUGCUGCGAAAGCAAUACUGUAUUAUAUCACUGACUACAUAACAAAAUCUCAAUUGAAGACUCACGUUGCAUUGGCUGCUAUGGAAACUGCAAUACACAAACUAGAGGAAUACAAUCCAAACGACGAAGAGUGCACAGUACGAGCUAAGAGAAUGCUUCAAAAAUGUGCGCAUUCAAUGAUUUCUCAUCAAGAACUGUCUGCUCAACAAGUUUGUUCGUACCUGAUGGAUUUUGAGGAUCAUUUCACAAGCCACGAGUACCGCAAUCUAUAUUGGACAAAUUUCGAGUCCUUUAUAGAAGAAUGCAAUCCGAGUCCCGAAUGCAAUCAACCAUCAGAUACUAUGAAAGACACUGACAGCGAUGAAAACAAUACAGAAAAAAAUUUGGAUGCAGCUGAUGAGGACUUGGACCAGCAGCAAAAACCUGUCGAAGGAUCUUUGGCCGACGAUGAGAUCUAUGUUGAACAACUCCAGAAUGAUGAGAUUCGAAUCGACAGCGAUAACUUUGGGAAUCUCGUACCGAAAGCCGCUCAAGUUAUGGACUACCUUCACAGGGACAAGAAGUUUAAUAACAUAUGUGUGUGGGAUUUCGUAGCUCAAGUAGACAAGGUGAAAAUCAACAGGAAAAAUAAGAAAUCACAGGCUGAUGACGUGGACAGUGAUGAUGACGACGAUAGGGAUGAUAUUGACCGUUCAAGGAGUGAAGGUGAUCUAGAAGAAAGCAUGAAUGACAAUGAGCUCAAUAAAAAUAUAGAUAUCGAGGAAUCACCAAUGACACCUGCCAAAACACAUCAACCCUUGCUGAAAGAAGACAUCCUUCAAUCCCAUUCGAAAACAUGGCCUUUUGGAGAGUUACAAGCUGGACAUUAUGAAUUGCGAACUCAUUUUUGCGAGUAA
This is a messenger RNA of Suillus subalutaceus, 1104 nucleotides long. RefSeq lists its product as uncharacterized. The coding region runs from base 1 to 1104 and encodes 367 amino acids. The record is from RefSeq and is a predicted model, not a curated record. Lineage: Eukaryota; Fungi; Basidiomycota; Agaricomycetes; Boletales; Suillaceae. The transcript has a single exon.